UCAGUCCUGCUGCCUUUUCGUGCCCAACAACAUCUGCCCCUCCUCAAGCACUGGGUGGGGUCCUGGGCCCAGUGAAAGGCAGUGAACAUACACAGGUGUCACAGCACGCUAACCUAGCCUUGCCUAGCUCUCUGAAAGAAAGCCUGCGGCAGAAGGGAGAGAAGCGGCCCCAAGUGCAGCUGAAGCACUCCUUAGGAGUCAGCCGAGACCCUCCGUCCAAGCAGGGCCAGAUCCUUGCACUUGGCCAUGAUAAGGAGAGGCUUCCAGGUGAUGGCAAGACUUGGCCACCACAGAGGCCUUCUUGGGGCCCCCCGUGUCCUGCCCAGACUCAACCCUGCCUCAGCAUUUGGAUCCUCCACAGACUCUCCGGUCUCAAAAUUAUGCUCAGAGAAGACAGACUUGAAGGAUUAUGCCCUUCCCAAUGCCAGCUGGUGCUCGGACCUGCUGAGCCUGUACCAAGAAUUUCUGGAGAAAACCAAGUCUAGCAGCUGGGUCAAGUUGCCCUCCUACAAGUCCAACAGAGAUCACAUGCGGGGAUUCAAACUCCCAUUCCGACUGGAAGUUUCCUCGGGCAAAGGUGACUGGCGCAUCCUCACCAGGUACAUCCAAGUGGAAGGACAAGGCUAUGAGUAUGUCAUCUUUUUCCACCCACCCAAGAAGUCAGUCUUUCUUUUCCAACCAGGCCCCUACCUGGAGGGCCCCCCAGGGUAAGUUCAUGGUUUGCCCAUGGCAGUCAUGAUGGACGAGGCCUUUUCUAAAAUUGCCUACCUGGCUGGACAGGGGCUGCUCACACAAAGCCUCAACAUCAGGUUCAAAAACUUGAUCCCCGUGGGCUCUCUGGUUGUAAUGGACAUAGAAGUGGAAAAGAUAGAAGACCAGAAGCUUUACAUGUCCUGCAUCGCCCAGAGCAGAGACCAGAAGACAGUCUAUGCCAAGUCCUCAGGUGUCUUCCUUCAGCUGCAGCUGGAAGAAGGGUCGUCGUCCCAGAAACAGUCACUGUGCCUGCAGGAAAAUCUCUCACUGCUUCUCCUGCCUGCCUGGGACCACCACAGAGCAGGGAGGGGUCCUCAAGAAGCAGUUGGUGAGGCGAGGGAAAGGGCUCUUUUUUUUUUCUCUGAGUUAAUAAAGUCCCACAGCCCCAUUCUCGGCCCAGGGCCUUUCUAUGGUUGGAAAUCAAACUCUUUCCAGGGCAUCCCACAUACCCACCUUCCCAUUCAGCACCAACUUAAAAGACUUACUGAGUACCUGCCAGGUGCCAGGCACUGAGUGAGGCACCAGGCACCCAGCAGUGACGGACAGGACCCCCGACCUCAAGAUGUGCCAUCUGGGAGCCAGGGGCCAAAUGCACAGAGUGCUCCAUCACACUUCUCCCACGCCCACCCUGGCUUCCAUCAUGAGUGCAGUGUCAUCUCAAAGGGAGGAGAGGGCAAUUGUACUCCACGAAAGCAAUCAGAAAACGCCUUCUAGAAGAAGCUCUUCCUGAACCGUCUCAAAAGUUAAGAGGUGUUCACUAGGCAGGCAGGGGAGGACAGGAUGUCUCAGGCAGAGGGAAAAUAAGACAAAGGUGCAGAGGUGAAAGUGCACAGGGACUUUGGAGAAGAGCAAGGUGUUGAGGAGGGCAGGCGUUUAUGGAAAGAGAAGGUGGGCAGGGCAGGAGCAAGCCACGGGAAGGCUUCAUAAUCCCUGCUGGAGAGCUGGAACUUUGUCUUGCAGGCAACAGGAAGCCUCUAAAGGCCUUGUGCUGGGGAGUGACAGAGCUUUGUUAUUUAGAAAGAUGACUCAGUGGCAGUAAGGCAUCAGCAAGAAUGAAGGCAGGAGCACUGGUCAGGAGAGCCCUGCAGGCUUUACACUAGAGACAGUAAGGGCUUGCAGGGGCUGGGGCCUCCGUGCUGAGAGGUAUGGGAAAAUGUUACAAAUAUAGCAAGUGCAGGAUUUUGCCACCAGUUAUACAGUGUGGCUCUGUGAAUGAGAGCUGUCUAGGAUGACUCCAAGUUUCUGGCUUGACAGGUUUCCAGGCGAUUAUCACUGGAAAUACAGAAAGAGGUGGGGGUAAAGAAUGAGCUCCAUUUUACAUGCAUCGAGCUUGAAGUGCCCAUGGAAGUUGUACCAUGUGGCAGGUGCCAGCAGGAAUGUGGAUAUGGUGCUAUGGGGCUCAGGAGAGACGAGUUACUGAUCGACAUUGUGAGUCAAUAUGAAAUGUGACCUGAAGCCCCUGGGAAUGCGUUAGGCAGAGAGAAAGUGAGAAGGAGGCAAAGGGAAUGGCAGAGGUGAGGAGGGACGGGAGAUGGGAGGGAGGGAAGAAGAAAAGAGGUCAAAUAUAGAACCCGAACCUUAGGUCACACUGAGACUUCAAGUUGGGAUAGAAGACCAAGGAUCCACUACGGAGGCUGAGAACAGGACAGGCACGACCAUCCUUCAGAGGAAGAGGCCAGCAGUAGCAAAUGCUGACGAGAAGGCAAGGAAGAUGAGAAUUAAAAAGAAGCCUUUGAGCCAGGUGCAGUGGCUCACGUCUGUAAUCCCAACACUUUGGGAGGCCGAGGCG
Messenger RNA from Sapajus apella (tufted capuchin), 2542 nucleotides. RefSeq names its product thioesterase superfamily member 5 (gene THEM5). Gene Ontology annotation, biological process: long-chain fatty-acyl-CoA metabolic process; cardiolipin acyl-chain remodeling. The transcript has 7 exons. Gene Ontology annotation, cellular component: mitochondrial matrix. The record is from RefSeq and is a predicted model, not a curated record. Lineage: Eukaryota; Metazoa; Chordata; Mammalia; Primates; Cebidae.